Coregonus sp. 'balchen' is the source of this 6378-nucleotide messenger RNA. The record is from the annotation of a GenBank genome assembly. NCBI's taxonomy places the organism in Eukaryota, Metazoa, Chordata, Actinopteri, Salmoniformes, Salmonidae.
AUGAUGUGUAGGAUAAAGUUUGUUAUAAUGUGCACUUAUACUUUUCAAACAAUAACCUAGUUGUAUUAGAUGUUUUGAAUUAUUAUUUCUCUGGUAACAGUUAUGAAAACAACCUUUUGUUGUUGCAGGUCUUCCGUUUGCCUUCUACAGGGGUUUAUGAUUGGUGCCUAUGAGGAAGACACUCCCUCUGCUUGGCUAUUGUUAAGUUCCAGGUUCUGUGUGAGACGGCCAACCUCAGACCACCAUUCACCAGCCAGCCCAACCACUGACACGGUAAGACCUGCUUCACACUUAUCAAUUAUCUCUAUCUCUCUUCACUCUCUCUAUUCCUUGUCUUGUCUGUCUUCCUCUCCCUCAUUCUCUUUUCAAUGUCUAUUAUUUAUUUAACUAUCAGUAUUCUACCUGCACUGCUGAAUGCAAGAGUCACCGGGGUCACAAUUAGGAUAUUAUCCUUGCAUCAGUGAGGUGAUGUAAACUGCAUACUGUAAAUACUGUAGGCGUGCCCCGCUAUAAUGCCUGUCUGCUCACUGAGGGAGUGAGAGACUAAGACUUCAUCACAGUCACUGUGAUCUCUGUCAGCUGUGCUGUGAGGGGAAUCUAUCAUCAUGUGUGUUAGGCUGCUGAUUAACUAACUGUUGUGAUGUUAAGGAGUUAGGCUAGGUCAGUCUGCCCUGUCUCACACUCACUGUGGUAUGUGUCAAUAGACCACCAACCGUGAGUGUGUGGGAGCCUUGAGAACUAAUGCUCAUUUGAUUAGCACUUUUAUCAACACCGACAGACUCUUAAAGCUGUGUUGCUAUGGCAGACGGACCUACUGUAGAGUGGAUUAACGUUGUGGUUUCAAUGUUUAACUUUUAGCAUCCGCACUUACUGAGACCUUGCAACGCUCUGAAAUGGUAGAGUAAUCAAGUGGAAAAUUAAUAGAUGUGAAUGAUAUUUUAAGCAAUUUGGUUAUAGGGCGUUUCCAUCAAAGCAUCUACUGCAGGGUUCUUCAAUUCCGGUCCUGGAGGGCCGAAACACCUCUGUUUUUCAUCCUCUCCUUCUAAUCAGGGGCUAAUUCAGACCUGGGACACCAGGUGAGUGCAAUUAACUACCAGGUAGAAAUAAAAAACAGAAGUGUUUCGGCCCUCCAGGACCGGAAUUGAAGAACCCUGAUCUACUGUAUGCAUUGCAUGUAUCUAGCUCUUCAUGCUUGAAGAGAAAAACUAAGCGAGCCGGCGAUGAGGAGAACUAACUACCCUCUCCGUGUCUCCCCUCUCUCCCUCACUAAAGCAUUUUAUCCUUCCACUUCGGUGUCUGCGAGGAGACCUAUAGGUGAGCAUUCACUAACACCGUCCUCAUCCACCCGGGCUGCGCCACCUACAGCCACCCCCCCAACCCCACCUCCAUUCACAGCCCGCGGCAUCAUGGGGGACGUAGUCCAGAUGCACUUCACCACGCCGGACUAUGUGAUCUUUGCCCUGCUGCUGGUGGCGUCCACGUGCAUCGGCCUGUUCUACGCCCUGUCCGGUGGGCGCCAGCGCACCACGCAAGAGUUCCUAUUGGCCGACCGUUCUAUGAGCUGCCUGCCUGUGUCGCUCUCGCUCCUCGCCACCUUCCAGUCGGCCGUGGCCAUCCUGGGAGCGCCCUCGGAGAUCUACACCUACGGAACGCAGUACUGGUUCCUGGGAGUGUCCUACUUCCUGGGUCUGCUUAUCCCCGCCCACGUCUUCAUACCUGUCUUCUACAGGCUCCGCCUCACCAGUGCUUAUGAGGUGAGCUCUAAACCCUAACCUUACCUAGAGAGAGAACAGUGUCUGUGAAUGAUGAGGAUUAUGAGGAGGAGUUUGUGUGAAGCUGUGUAUCUCUCUGUGCCGCUGUCUUGCUAGAACCCUGGCAAGGGAGGCUAGUUAAAUGCAAAAACAACAUUCUCAGCAUGUUGUCUGCUUUUUCAUUUUGAAAAUAGCUAACCAGAUUAGCUGAACCAGAGUACGUCUCUCCAUUGAGCAUCGAUGUACAGCAGACGUGACAGUGCUGCUGACAACAAUGGACUGUGCCCCGGCCCUUAGAAUCUUCACUUCUAUUGCGCUCGGAAUAGACACAUUCACAGAUGACUAAUGCUUAAUGAUCAGUGGUAGGCUUUAACUUCUCUCUUUCCUUCUUCCCCUUCCCUCUCUCUCUCCCCCACCUUCUGUCUUUUCUUCCUUGUGUAGUAUUUGGAGCUGCGCUUCAAUAAGACGGUUCGCAUCAUGGGGACCGUGACCUUCAUCUUUCAGAUGGUGAGUGUAUUUGUGUCCUCCAGACUGUUGUAGUUAUGUCUGUGUGUGCUCCUGGUGUGUUCACACGUUACUAAGAUCCUGGACAUGCUGGGCUCUGUAGAACAGGGACAUUCUGUGCUAGUAGGUUUCUCCCUUUUCCUGUGAUGUGCACCACUUGAUGUGCAAUUUAUAUGUAUUUUAAUCAACCACCUAUGUUACUACUCAGCUUGCUUCCCUCUGAAUUUUGACCAUUGUUUGACUGUCUCUGCAGGUGAUCUAUAUGGGAGUGGUCCUCUAUGCCCCAGCACUUGCACUCAAUGCAGGUAAAGGGAUCUGUCACAUGUAUUUCCCAUAUAAAGUGGUAGAAUAAUACUAGUUUCGCUGAGUACAUUCAGUGAGAUCUUUAGUACCUCUUCUGGCUUUAUAGACGAUCAAUGACUGGUGUGGUGUAAAUGUGAUGAUCUAUGUUGGUGAUGUGUGCUGUUGAUACUGUCAACCUGCAGUGACUGGAUUUGACCUCUGGGGGGCAGUGCUGGCCAUGGGACUGGUGUGCACCCUGUACACGACAAUAGUGAGUGUCUGUCUUUUCGUCAGUGAGUUUUCAAUUCAGCCAUCCAUCUCCCUACAGCUCUGAAGGCAAUUUAUUAUAUACAGAUGGAUUUACAGUAUGUAUCUCUUGUCUUGCGUGUGUCAGGGAGGGCUGAAGGCAGUCAUCUGGACAGACGUGUUCCAGACAAUUGUGAUGUUUGCUGGCCAGCUAGCCGUCAUCAUAGUGGGGGCCCACCAGGCAGGAGGCAUGGGAGAGGUGUGGAGGAAGGCCAUCAACGGCAGCCGCAUCGCUAGUCUGGAGUGAGUCUUUUCUUUACUUGACCUAAUGAGACUUAAAACUGUCCCUGGACCAGUUACAGAGGAUAUGAAUAGUGGUCUAUGGCUCUAUGUGCAGGUAUAGUGUUGUAACCCUCCUCUCCUUUGACCUGUGUCCCGUGCAGCCUGAACCCUGACCCGACGGAGAGGCACACAUUCUGGACACUGGGGGUGGGAGGGGUGUUCCUCAUGCUGGCGCUGUACGGGGUCAACCAGGCCCAGGUUCAGAGGUACCUCAGCUCCCGUACUGAGAGGGAGGCCAUCAUGUAAGCAUUAACACUAAUACCCAGUUGAACUGGAUUCAAAUGAAUUAAAUAAUGUUCAAAAUUAACAAUUGCUUAUACACAUAAUGGUAAUAAUAUAUGUUGUGGUGUGUGUCUCCAGGUCAUGCUAUGUGGUGUUUCCCUGCCAGCAGGUGGUGUUGUGUCUGGGUUGUCUGAUGGGCCUGGUGAUGUUUGCUCGCUACGGUGAGGAUAGCCCACUGGAUAAGGGCUACGUCAAAACCAACGACCAGGCAAGUAGGACUAGCUACCUCCAUAUCAACACACUUAGUGGACCCUCACUGUACUGGCAUCCUGAUGUGAUUAUGUUAGGGCAGCACGAUAUGGGUAAAAACAUUGAAUAGCGAUUUAUUUAUUUUUACCAAAGAUUGUGAUUUUUCGUGAGAUAUAGAUCGAAACACUUGGGUGAAUUGUUGGAAUCAUAGAAAUAGAAUGACUUCUAUUAAGAGGCAAAGUGGAAAGCAGCAUCGUUCUUGUUUGGAACCAUCUGUUGACUGCAUUUGACCUACUACAGUAACAGAACCGCAUGCAAACUAAAAGUGAAUCUAACAGCGAGAAGGAGGAACUGUGCUGCUUGAAUGACAGGGUGCGGGACUUGGUGUGUGCGGGAAGCAGCCGCAAGAGGAGAAAAGAACAGUAGUUACACACGGCUGAGAUGCGUUCAAAAUAUUGCAUGCGAUAUGGAUCUCUUGCGAAAUGAAUAUUGCACAUUAAUAUUUCGAUGUGAAUUCGAUUAAUUGGGAAGCCCUAGUUAAUGUCUCUCUCUUCAGAUCAUAGCCAAAGAAAGGCUUUUGUAAAGAUGUUUGAGUUGAGGCCAUUGUUUGGUUAAGAUCUCCUAUAAAUGUAAUUUGUGAGGCUUCAUUUUGGCUCCGUUGAUCCAGUCUAAAUGCCAGUUUCUUCCUGUCUGCAGAUGGUGUUGUACUUUGUGAUGGAUGUGUUCAGGGACCUGCCUGGCCUACCAGGUCUGUUUGUAGCCUGCCUGUUCAGCGGAGCUCUCAGGUACUUCACUUAACUGCUACUGGCUCUCAUAUGCUCGGUCUGUAGUACUAGUCAGACCUCAAGGAACUGUUUCAAUGCUACAUUAAUUUCAUAGUGUUGUGGUACACCUGUAAAGGUUGUAUUAUGAUACUGUUAUGAACACACUACACCACACAAUUUAGCCCCAUGACAUUACUCACUCAGCUUCCCUCCCUCUUGCGUUGCAGUACCAUCUCAUCAGCGUUUAACUCCCUAGCGACGGUAACCAUGGAGGACCUCAUCAAGCCUUACUGCCCGGCCAUGACAGAGGCCAAAGCCACACUGCUCUCCAAAGGCCUGGGUGAGCUGCUGUUCCCUGAGUGGCCACACGGUGGCAGUGUUUAUGAACAGUGGCAGGCAGUGUUCACAUUUUAUAGAGCUUUUCGUUAGGUUAUUGCUGGAGUAUAGAGUCCACAAACCAAUUUUAUCUUCUCUGUCCAAAUACUGUGGAGGUAUAUAUAUGAUUAUUUUUCCUGGUGAAGGACACUGUAUCAGGACUGUACUACUAUGGCCCUGACCUGUCUUUCUCUUACUCUAUUUUCUUCUCCCAGCAUUUGCCUACGGGCUGGUGUGUCUGGUCAUGGCCUACAUCGCCUCUCACAUGGGCUCAGUGCUGCAGGUGAGUGACUCACCCAUUUCCCCUGCUGUCUUUGCUUUAGUUAAUGGUUACUCCUCUACCCCACUGAAUUACAUUUAGCAAGUUGCACUCACCACCACCACCCCCCCCAGAGGAUCACCUUCUACUAUCUUAGACAGAGGCUUCAUAUUACAUAAGAGUUAGUAAAAGAUGAUAAACCUUUGUUCCUCCAGGCAGCAUUAAGUAUCUUUGGGAUGGUGGGUGGUCCUCUCCUCGGUGUCUUCUGUCUGGGAAUGUUCUUCCCCUGGGCUAACUCCACAGUAAGUCAAAAUACUGCCUUGUAGGCUAGCAUAUUAAAGUAGAGGACAUAUGGGUUUUUUCACUGUACAAUAAAGUAUAUCGUAAGAUUGUGAUUAAUGUGGUGAAUUAGCGAGAUCUUUCUGAUUUGAUCUAACUCUUCCUUCCUCUCUCUGUCCACAGGGUGCGAUAGUAGGAUUGGUGGCAGGCCUGGUUAUGGCUUUCUGGAUUGGCAUUGGUAAUUUUGUGUCCCGUAUGGCGGUGCCCACCCUUCUGCCCCCCAUCAUCAACGGCACCGCUAUGCCCCUUCCCGGCAACAUGACCACUGCUGUCAUGACCACCCUGAUUACCUCGAUCACCGCCAAACCAAAGUACAUUGACUUCUUGUCCUCGUUAAAUUGAUAGCAUUUGAACCAGAACAGCCGUAUCAAACAUAAAGCGCUUGAAUUGUAUCCCUCCAAAAAUAUUAUAACUGUUUAAAGGAGGACUGCAAAAGCAUGAUGAUAUGAAUCUGACCAAGUACCUGUGUUUCUCUCUCCAGGCCUACGGGUGUGCAGGCCCUGUACAAUCUAUCCUAUUUGUGGUACAGUGCCCAUAACUCUACCACUGUGGUGAUAGUGGGACUGAUAGUCAGCCUGUUGACUGGUCCUAUGAAGGAGAAGGACCUGAUCCCAGGGACGGUGUACCCUGUCCUGGGGAACCUGCUCUUCUUCCUGCCUGAAUGCUACAGGGAGAUGCUCUGCUGUGUCACCCCACUGCCACACAAGGUAGGCUGCAGGCAUCCAAGAUAGAGGAUACCACCUAUGAACCAGUGAAAACAUACUAGUCAUAACAUUGUUACAGAGUAGUAAUUGUGAAUGCCCUUUACAGUUAUUGUGAUAGCCACUCGCUGUUUCUUUUCUUAAUCUUUUUAAAUGUAAUUCAGCCCAAAGCUAUCGAUAUGCAGCCUUACCAGAUGGCUCAGAAGGAGAGCAAUGGAGUGGCCCACCACAAAGAGGAGGAGAAGACUGAGGAGACGGAGAGAGAGAAGGAUGAGGACGAGGAGAGAGCAACCCCUCAGCCUUCCUGCCGACUGGCUCACACGUUGCAGGAGACGGCCUUGUAG